Emericellopsis cladophorae is the source of this 888-nucleotide messenger RNA. RefSeq lists its product as uncharacterized. The record is from RefSeq and is a predicted model, not a curated record. Bases 1 to 888 code for a protein of 295 amino acids. NCBI's taxonomy places the organism in Eukaryota, Fungi, Ascomycota, Sordariomycetes, Hypocreales, Bionectriaceae. The transcript has 3 exons.
AUGACGUCAGAUGGACCCUGUCUCAGCGACUCACGAGGAACGCUCUUCCCCCAGAAGACCUAUCUACCUCUGCCAGAACCAUCCAGAGCGCCACCAUGUCGGCACCGCCGCCUCGUCGCAGAGAACGAGGCCAAGCCAUGCCACAAGAAUUCUACGACCCUCAAGACCACGCUGCCGAUCCGCGUCAGCAGUACGACCCGUACUCCCCUCCCCCGCGCAACCGACACGCAGAGGAUCGUCCGCCGCGUCGACACAAGUCGGAGCGUCGACGACCGCCCAGCCCUGAUGCCGAUCCAUAUGAAAAGCCGUCCCGGCGACGACAACCGAGUCCUGGCUAUCCUGAAUACGACCCACGCCAGAGGCCCUCUCGUCGACGGCAGCCAAGCCCUGGCUACCCAGAAUUUGAUGCGCAUCAAAAACCCUCGCGUCGGCGUCAACCAAGCCCCGAUUACCCCGCGCAAGAUCCAUACGACAAACCUCGCCGCAGAGGAGAGCCUCCUCGCCCGGAGAGAGGACACAAGGAGAGAGACCAAGAGCGGCACAGACGCGCUGACAGGCACUCGAUGCCUCCCCCGCGCAGAGGAGACGAUGGAUACGGUAAUCCGUACGGUGCGCCCGGCGCGCCAAUGGACGGACGAAAAGGGGGUGGUCGGCCACCACGAGACCACCGCGACGACGACCCGUACGAGCGUCCUCGUCGCCGCCCACGAUCCCCUCCACCCCCUGGGCCGCGGGAUCGAGACCCCUACGAACCACGGGCGCGAGAUCGAGGCCAUCGCCCUUCUCGCUACGAUGACGGCUAUGGGACUGCCCUACCACACCGACCUCGCUCACAAGGGCGAGCUCCACAUGGAUCCCCUCCACCUCGAGAGAGGCCCCCACCGGUAA